AUGUUGAAGUGGGCAGUGUAUGGCAAAAAAGGCCAAGAGAUACAUGUUAAUUCAGAGAAUGAACAAGAAGAACUUGUAAUUAAUAACAGACCAUAUGAUGACCGGCUGCGUAGAUCCUUAGAUGCUCAAUCAGUUAAGAAGACAAAAAAACCAAGUAGAUAUCAAAGAAGAUCACUAGGUGCCGCUGCUAGGAAAAAUAGUAAACAUAUCGAUAAAGAAAAUAUAAAUUACGUAGGGCACACCCCUAAUUACUAUCGAGAAGGGUUUAAAAAACCCGAAAAUAAUGCAUUAAAAGACGUAAGUAAUAUCACUCCUACAUCUGUUACACCUCAUUUUGAAAAGAGAAAGAUCUUUUACGAUGAAAAAGAGGUAUCAACGGAUUUACCACCAACACCACCAACGUAUAGUAGAAGAGUACGUGAAGCAAAGAAACGUAAACUUGAAAUGGCCGCUUUCAACAAUAAUGAAGUAUUUUCUAGAAACAGCAUCGCUUAUAAAUCUGAGAGAAAAAUUAAGCUUACAGAUCGCGGAUAUCUCAGUGGAUCAACUUUAAGUCACAGUGUCUCUGAACCAUCAUUAAAUGAUCUUUCAGACAGGUUAAGUGCUACUACAGAAAGCAGUAAAAGUUCGAUAGCACUCGCAAAACAAAUAGAUAGAUUAAAAUCAGUAUGCACUACGAAAAGUGUAAACCAAGAUAUUGCAGAAAUUGAAUACGAUAAAAACUUAGUUAUUAACUGCGUCGAAAAACCAUUAGAUAAAACUCGUUUAGAAAAAUCAACCCUUCCUAUAUUUGGGCAUAGAAUAUUUACUGAUAACCCUUUAUAUUUUAAUAAAAAUGAUAACGAUUUAAUUAAUAUACGAUCGCUUAAGAGAACGAGAAAAAAAUCCAAUGAUUUUGAAAGUUCAUUUAAAUCACCUUCAAUUGACAAAAAAGAUACACAUGCACUGUUAAGGGACGGUUGUUCACCAGUAUCUAUUACACCAUUAUCUGCUAAACUUGCUGCUUUAAGGUUUAGUGCUAUGAGUACGCAUACAAAAUCUCAAAGAGUUAAUGUCUAUCCCCAUGAAGAAAUAACAGAAUAUUUCCCAAAAAUUGAAAAUCCCUUUACUAUACCAAUCAAAGACGAAGAAAGUUCAACUGAACUGGAAAAUAAAUAUAUAUUAGGUAAAGAUUCCGUUGCAGAAUCAACGGUUUCUACUACACAAAUGGGUGAUAUAACUCUUGAAAGAAUGAUAGAAGAUAUAAUUAAAAGUACAAAAAUAGUUAAAUCUAAAAGAAGAAUACUGCAAAAGGAAGCGGAUGAAGAAAAAUUAGUAAAAGACCAUGUUUAUCAAAACGAUGUAUUUGUAAAUCCUCCUAGAGAGGUGAAAAAUAAUAUAAUUAAAGAAGCAAAAUGCGUUAAUAUUUCCAGAGAAAACUCACCGAAAACAACACCCACUAAGAAAAUCUUACCACUUCAAAGAGAUACGGCAAAGCUAUUGAAAAAUGUCCCAAUUGGAGGAUAUAUCUUAGAUGAUGGUGACGGUUACAAUGAAAGGGAAGUCAAAACACCGGACAUUGAUGUGAAAGCUAAAGAAAGAUAUAUUGAAUGUUUUAAUAGAUCCUUAGCGCGCUCACGUUCAAUGAACGAUUCUAUGGACAGCCCAAAUAUAAAAAACAUGUCCUCUGAAUCGACGCCAGACUUACACACCGCUCUUAAAGAAUUUGGUAACAAUAGAUUAAGAAGACAAAAAUGUAUACGAAGAAAGAAGUCUACAGUCAGUAAUGAUAGUGAAUAUCAACGAGAGGCAAAAUCAUCUCCUCUCUCUCAUGAGAUAGGCUUACCAAGCCCGGAUUUACAGGAGAAAUCCAUACGUUCUGUUCACAGUGAACCCAGUAGCUGUGAUCCAAAUCAUUCCAUUUCGUCAACUGUGUCUCAUAGUAGUCUAAAACCUUGUGAAGCACUAAACAAGAGAUCAAAAGAAUUAUUUGGUUUGACUGAAACUGGUAUACCAAGUCCAAUAACUCCUGCUCCAAACUUAAAAAGAACAAGCAAUAAUCUCAGUGAAGACAGGGCACAUAAAACUAGUAAACUGUAUGAAGAUAUGCUUCCAAAUGAUUUAGCGACGCCGGUUAUAGAACAUCGUUCGUCACGACGGUGCCUAACAUAUUCUCCUGAAGAGAAUAGUAUUAGUAGUAGCGAAGAAAAGCGUGGAAGUAUUGCAAGUAAUCGUUUAGAAAGAAGUGCAGAUCGAUUCCAGGCUUUGAAGGGAACGAUUGAUUUAGAAAUUAUUACGAGAGACGAUUUGAUAGAUGUACACGUGAUCAGGUGUCGAGACUUACAAAGGACUUCAGGAAAAACGGAUGACAUAAACGCAUAUGCAAAGGUUGUUAUCAGUGGUGUAGCAGAAAAUCAGUCGCAGCGAUCAAUUUUCCAGCGCACUUCCGUUCUUUACGGAAAAAGAGAGCCAGAAUUCCAGAGACACUUGACGCUAUCCCUGCCGUCUGCCGUCUAUGACCACCAAAUGCUCCACAUCUCUGUGUGGCACAGAGACAAGAAAUACAGGUACGAAGUCUGA
Molecule: messenger RNA, 2559 nt
Organism: Pieris macdunnoughi
Lineage: Eukaryota; Metazoa; Arthropoda; Insecta; Lepidoptera; Pieridae
Source: the annotation of a GenBank genome assembly